Molecule: messenger RNA, 1964 nt
Organism: Poecilia latipinna (sailfin molly)
Lineage: Eukaryota; Metazoa; Chordata; Actinopteri; Cyprinodontiformes; Poeciliidae
Gene: mtfr2
Product: mitochondrial fission regulator 2
Exons: 8
Coding region: 181-1251 (356 amino acids)
Biological process (GO): mitochondrial fission; aerobic respiration
Cellular component (GO): mitochondrion
Source: RefSeq, a predicted model, not a curated record
CUGAAAAUCUGGCCAAACCUGAAUCUGGAAGAGACAUUCAAUGAUAAUCCGGCCAUUUUUGACGUCAAAGACCAAAUGGUGUAAGGUAUGUGACUUCUCUUUGUGGUGGCCCCACGCUUAAUCCGUCAGCAGAAACAGAAGCUUUCCGGUCAUCAGCUGCUGCAGGAAAAAGUCCUUGCCAUGUCUUUAGUAGAGGAUAUUCUGGAUGUGCUGCGCAUGGUCCUGGACUAUUUUGGUGUGCCUCCAGAAAUGCUUGUUCCUGUGUGGGACUCUCAGCUGUGCGGUCAGUAUCGCAGCAUUGUACGAAUGAUCGGCACGAAUCUCCCACUGAAGCCCGCUCCACGUGUCCAUUUUCAGAUCCCCCUGGUUACUUAUAAACACCAUGGAUACAUUGAAGUAGAAGCUAAUGCACCCGCCAUACCGACAUUUGCAGAUGUCAUGUGGGUGUUUGACUAUGAGGGGGAGAGCUUUGCCAGAACCAGGAACCAUUUACCUCCAAAUAAAGAUGGCAUUUUUAGUCAAGACUUGAUGAGAUUUCCCAGGCUGCCUCAGAAUCAAGCUGAGAGAAGAGGAGGAGGAGGAUGUGUGCGACAGAGGGUUAAUCCUGAAGCCCUGCAGAAGAUCACCCAGCUGGAGAGUGAGCUGCUCAAGCUUCGGGCUCAGAUCGCCAUGAUUGUUACUGCAGCUCCAUCCUCAGCUCUGACUGAGACCCAGAAUGCUCCAUUUUCACCUCUGAUGUCCCCUGCUCCACUCCCGGCUCUCACCUCCACACCUCGUCAUGCUCCUCCCCCUCCUCCACCACCUCCCCCGCUGCCGCUGCCAUGCCAAAGCUCCUUCAGCGAGAAAUCAUCUGUGAUGGAUCUGAUCAAAGAGCGCAGGAACAACAACUCUAAUAAGGGUCAGCUUCAGGCCCAGCACUCAGGGCUCAGCAAAAACAUGGAAAACAAACUGAUUCCUUCGAUGCUGGACGUUCUGAGGGACUUAAAUCAAGUCAAACUGCGCUCAGUUCAGAGAUCACCAGGAGGCACUCCAGUCAGGAGGAGAAGCAGUAAGUGCGAUACUGCUUUGCUGAAUGACCCCGCCGCUCUGAUUGCUCGGGCACUAAAGACAAAGUUUGCUCAGCACCGUCACAACACUUCCUCAGACAAAGAGAAUUCACUGGAACUCUCUCCGUUCGGCAGCCCAGAUGCGCCUCCCGUUUCCCAUCACGCCAGACGCAGCCAGGGUCGUCGCCAUUUAUUAACUAGUUAAACUCAUGCCACGUCACUUGUGAGGAUGUUCAUUAAGGAUGAACAAGCCUCUUAACAGAUUUCUGCAGAAACUACUGAGUACGUCUUUUUAACUUUUCUUUUUUGUUAUGUGUUGGGAUUGAGAACCUUUUCAAAACUGUUACUAUAAACAGAGGUUCAGAUAAUGCUUCUAUUUUUGUACAUAGAUAUUUUAUUGUUUGUAAAUAAUAAUAAUAAUAAUAAUGUGAUCAAAUACUGAAGCAGGCAGACUUUUGUCUACCUACCUUCAUAUUUGCAGAAAUAUUUGAGGAAAAUCGUGGAGAUUAAUAUUCAGAAGUCUGUUCUAUGCAAUUUUUAAAGUUGUUUUUGUUUAAGUACAUUUGCACUGUUUUACGCCAAAUGUUUCCCGUUGCUUGUUUUUCCCUAAAUACAGUUAAAAUCUGUAAAUUUUGUACAUAGCAGCAGGUUGUUCCAGAGAAACUCUGAUCUAUUGUCUUUAAUAAAAGCCUUCUUUUUUUCUGCAAACGCAUCAUGUACAAUAUCAUUAUUUUUACUCUGUCGUGUGUCAUCCCUUUCGGAAAAGACAAAAUCUUACAACAUAGCACAAGAGGCAAUUUUCUUUUCUGCUUAGCAUAUGUAAAAGAGGCUCUUCUUUUAAUGCCUCCCAUCAUGCGAUCAUUCUGCAAAGACAUUUCUGAAACUUCUCAGGGCCAUUAAAAAUUAAAAAAUACUUCC